Molecule: messenger RNA, 523 nt
Organism: Sphaeroforma arctica JP610
Lineage: Eukaryota; Ichthyosporea; Ichthyophonida
Exons: 1
Coding region: 12-386 (124 amino acids)
Source: RefSeq, a predicted model, not a curated record
UUACCAAUUCGAUGUCCAGAUAUGUACCUACACCUUAUAACUAUGGGGCACAAUGGCUUGAUACCAUUCUCUCACCCAGAACCCUGAUUGGAGCAGGGAAGAUCCGUCGCAACAAGCACGGACUGCAAAACAAAGGGCACACUAGCUGCCUUCGCUUUAUCAGCAACUAUCUCGAAUCCGCAACCAAGACCAACACCCUGACUCAAAGCAUCAGACAUCGACAACUCCGUUGGUACAGAGUACAGCGUGGUUAUGCACCUGAAGCAGCUCAAGUGAGUGAUCAGCAACGGCCAAGCAGAAAGGAAGAGUUUCUAGACAUGGUAAUUGGUGGUCAGACACAGAGACAAUGCGCCCCGAUUCAGUUAUUUGGGUCCAAGGCCUCAUAACGGGACAUUCUCAUACAAGAAUAGAGCACCUAUAGACAGGCGAGGGUGGUCCUGCGAGGAGGAGGAGUGGUGUGCCUAGGCGGGUGCAGCUUUCGCAUAUACAUCAUGACGACGGGCACUGUACAGACAUACUGACG